Molecule: messenger RNA, 1824 nt
Organism: Mya arenaria
Lineage: Eukaryota; Metazoa; Mollusca; Bivalvia; Myida; Myidae
Exons: 7
Coding region: 45-1031 (328 amino acids)
Source: RefSeq, a predicted model, not a curated record
UACAUACAUAGGCGCAGGCUUGCGUUUCUGGCUGCACGUGCAAGAUGGCACAGCGGAUAACUUGGAGUUUUUUCCUUCUGGUUGGUUUCGCGGCGGUCCACCAGUCUCUGAGCCUGAGUAAUGUCGAGUUCUAUGAAAAGUUAAAGCCGUAUUUGGAACUUGACGUUGCUGAAGAAGAGUUAGAGACCGUGGCAAACGACGGAAGUGAUGUCAUCCUGUUGCCAGGAGGCCCGGACGACGAGCUCGAUAUCGCCUUCCUUCUCAAAGAGCUCGGUUUCACCCCUGGAAACGCAUCAGAGUCUGCCGUAGACCCGGAAAUAGCUAGUCUUCUCGAUGCGUUCAACCUCGCUCCUCGGAAAGUCGUGGGGAAAUCAAGGGACCUAGGCUGGUGGUGGCACCAUCAUCAUCACCAUCACCACCACCAUCAUCAUCACCACCACCAUCAUCAUCACCACUAUCACAAAUGCCCACGCCGACAGUUUGUCCAGUGUUUCAAGCGGGGCUGCGCUGCAUGUGUCAUGCGAACAUUUGCCGUGAGACACUACUACAGAUACCAUCGCUUCGAUCUCAAUAUGUGUAUCCGGGUGGAUUACCGGAGCUACAGUAGUUACCUGCUCUCAUUUACCUUGAAUGGAUACCGCCUCCUCUACACCUACAACUGCCUGGGCAGGUCCACGUACCAGUACUGCUACCACGUGCACCACCUCGUGUCACCCUCCAGCCGUCUGUGUGCCCAGCUGUACAGUAUCAACAGGAGCCGCCGCACUAUGUGCGCGCGCAUCACCGGAACCGUCAACAUCAAGGGUCACGUUCACAGCGCCUAUCAAAACAUCGGCUGUUUCCGUAUCCCAUGCCACACCGACAACCAAGCCAUUGAGCGCCAAGAGGGCACUGAUGACCUCCCAUCUGAUGACUUUGAUCCGGCAUCUGAUGACGUUGACAGUGGAUCCGAUGAGAAAAACGAGAACCAAGAUGGGAGUUUCGAAGAUAGCGCCGAAGAUGACUCUGACUCGGCUGAAAGAUAUGAAUGAACUUCCAAUCUGAAAGAUGUGUCCAACUAGAAUCUUGAUUAUAUUAUGACACUGCUAAGACGCUACGGCUCCGUUUUCUUUGUCCUUUUGCAUGAGUGUGAUUCUUACAUUGCCUUCAGAAAUACUGGUGUGAAAUUUCAUGAUUUAUUUUGCAACAAGUCGAAGUAAUAUGAGAUCAUAUAUAAAUGUUGCAGCACACACUACCCUUGUUAUAGAAAGUAUACGAGAUGAGCGCUAAGCGCGAGAUAUGUAUAUUUUAAUUACAAGGGUGGUGUGAAGUGACUGUUUUAAACCUUAAUUUAAAGACGUCUUAUCCUUCUUUUGGUGAAGGUUUAAUUGACUUAUUUUGCGACUGUAACUUAAUCAGUAUUUUCCAGACUAUUGUAGUAUAUUAUGUAUGUAUUGCGCUCAUUUUUUAAGGGAGACACGUUUCUGUUAAAAGAAAACCUUUGUUAACAAAAAAUCAAUAAAUUCUAUUUUGUUUUCAAAUGCCAAAAGAAUACAUAUCUUAUCCUAUGGAUAGUUAUGUCCUCGGUGGUUUGCUGUAUACUGUACAAUUGUUUGACUACAGUCUUUCAUUAUGCAUCAUGUUUUAAAAGGGAAUAGCACAUUAACUAGGUUAUUGCAUUUUUAUUAAAAUCCAAAAUAUUUGCACUUGUUGAAUACUCUGUUUUUCCGAGCGUUUUCUGUGAUCUUACUGUACGUAUGUAUGUAUUUGCACUGUAUCCAUGUUAAUCUCUAUGUUGAUCUUUUUCUGUGUUUUCUGAAUAAAUUAUGCAUGCAGCAAAACUCG